Molecule: messenger RNA, 2791 nt
Organism: Tripterygium wilfordii
Lineage: Eukaryota; Viridiplantae; Streptophyta; Magnoliopsida; Celastrales; Celastraceae
Product: monosaccharide-sensing protein 2-like
Exons: 8
Coding region: 346-2571 (741 amino acids)
Biological process (GO): transmembrane transport
Cellular component (GO): membrane
Molecular function (GO): myo-inositol:proton symporter activity
Source: RefSeq, a predicted model, not a curated record
GAUUCGAUUCUCUCCUCCUCGGUAGAUUCCCAGUUCCCCACAUCUUGUCCCAAUCACUGCAAACCCUUCGCGAGAUUUUUAAUCACCUACAUAUGGUUACUUACCCAGAACAGGAGCUCUGGUGUGAGCCCUAAAUCACUAAUUCUCUCUUUUUUACUUCCAUGUUUUGAUCAUUGAGGAAAAAAGACAUCCAAGGUCAUUUUCUCAGAGGAAGGAAGUGGUGACGUGCAGCGCUGUGAGAGAGUUUCGGAGGGCAGCUGUCUUAGUUUCAGAGGGGCUUCAAGGAUCUAAAUUAGUUUGCGGUACUGAGAAGAUCUCAAGGUUGGUGUCACUAGGAAAGGAAAGAUGAGUGGAGCUGUGCUUGUGGCUAUUGCUGCUGCUAUUGGUAACUUACUGCAAGGGUGGGAUAAUGCUACCAUCGCAGGAUCUGUUUUGUACAUAAAGAAGGAAUUUAAUUUGGAAAGUGAGCCUACUAUUGAAGGCCUAAUUGUGGCCAUGUCUCUUAUUGGGGCCACAUUAGUUACUACAUGCUCUGGAGCCAUUGCAGAUUAUCUAGGCCGCCGCCCUAUGCUGAUAAUCUCAUCAGUCCUUUAUUUUGUUAGUGGUCUUGUGAUGUUUUGGUCUCCUAAUGUUUAUGUCCUACUCGUGGCAAGGCUUCUAGAUGGAUUUGGGGUUGGUUUGGCUGUUACUUUGGUACCAGUGUAUAUAUCUGAGACAGCCCCCCCUGAAAUAAGGGGAUUGUUGAAUACUCUUCCCCAGUUUACAGGAUCUGGUGGAAUGUUUCUCUCAUAUUGUAUGGUUUUCGGGAUGUCAUUGAUGGAGUCACCCAGCUGGAGAUUAAUGCUCGGGGUUCUUUCUAUACCAUCUCUUAUUUAUUUUGCGUUGACUAUAUUUUACUUGCCUGAGUCGCCAAGAUGGCUUGUGAGUAAAGGACGGAUGCUUGAGGCCAGGCGUGUUUUGCAGAGGUUGCGCGGAAGAGAAGAUGUCACUGCUGAGAUGGCUUUACUGGUCGAGGGACUUGAAGUUGGGGGUGAAACAUCGCUGGAGGAGUACAUUAUUGGCCCAGCCAAUGACCUCACUGAUGACCAGGAUAUAUGUACCGAGAAAGACCAAAUUAAGUUAUAUGGUCCUGAACAAGGUCUUUCCUGGGUUGCCAAACCUCUCACUGGGCAGAGUACUCUUGGUAUUGUGUCGCGACAGGGUAGCUUGGCAAACAUGAGCAUGGCUUUUAUGGAUCCUCUUGUCACUCUCUUUGGCAGUGUACAUGAAAAGCUUCCUGACACAGGAAGCAUGCGAGGGAGCACACUUUUCCCACACUUUGGCAGCAUGUUCAGUGUGGGAGGGAAUCAACCUAGGAAUGAGGAGUGGGAUGAGGAGAGUCUCGCUAGAGAGGGUGAAGAGUGCCACUCUGAUGCUGAUGCUGGUGGAGGUGAUUCUGAUGACAACUUGCGUAGUCCGUUGAUUUCACGUCAGACAACAAGCAUGGAUAAGGACAUGGUUGCACCUGCUCAUGGAAGUCUUGCAAGCAUGAGACAUGGCAGCCUGAUGCAAGAAAAUGGAGAACCAGUUGGCAGCAUGGGAAUUGGUAGUGGCUGGCAGUUGGCUUGGAAAUGGUCUGAGAAAGAAGGUCAUGACGGUAAGAAGGAAGGUGGAUUCAAAAGAAUUUAUUUACACCAAGAGGGAACUCCGGGAUCUCGGCGUGGGUCUUUAGUCUCUAUCUCUGGUGCCGAUGUCCCUGCAGCUGGUGAAGUUAUACAGGCUGCUGCCGUGGUGAGUCAAUCGGCUCUUUAUUCUAAGGAGCUUUUGAAUCAGCAUCCAGUUGGACCAGCUAUGAUUCACCCAGCUGAAACUGCAGCUAAAGGACCUGGUUGGAAAGACCUCUUUGAACCAGGAGUCAAGCGUGCAUUGGCAGUUGGGAUCGGGAUUCAAAUACUCCAGCAGUUCGCUGGUAUAAAUGGUGUUCUGUACUACACUCCUCAAAUUCUUGAGCAAGCAGGUGUGGGAGUCCUUCUUUCUAACAUGGGCAUUGGCUCUGCCUCGGCAUCCCUGCUUAUCAGUGGUGUUACAACCUUGUUAAUGCUCCCCUGCAUAGCUAUAGCCAUGAGGCUUAUGGAUAUAGCUGGAAGAAGGAGUUUGCUUCUCAAUACAAUUCCUGUUCUGAUAGUAUCUCUCGUUAUCCUUGUCCUCGGAAGUGUGGUGAAUUUUGGCAAAGUUGUAAAUGCAUCAAUCUCGACUGUCUGUGUUGUAGUCUACUUUUGCUGCUUCGUUAUGGGGUUUGGGCCGAUCCCCAAUAUUCUCUGCUCUGAGAUAUUCCCAACAAGGGUCCGCGGCAUUUGCAUCGCCAUAUGUGCCCUUACAUUUUGGAUUGGCGACAUCAUAGUCACAUACACACUCCCUGUCUUGCUUACAUCCAUUGGACUUGCUGGUGUUUUUGCGAUGUAUGCUGUUGUGUGCGUCAUAUCAUGGAUCUUUGUCUUCCUAAAAGUCCCAGAAACAAAAGGCAUGCCCCUCGAAGUCAUCUCCGAGUUCUUCUCCAUCGGAGCUAAGCAAGUCGAUGCAACAAACGAGUGAGUUUGAUCAAUGACAAAUCGAAAGUUUUGACAGCUCUUAAUGCAUGUUGGUUUUGGUUGGCUUUGUUUCGUUCUGUAAAAAGAGAAAAAGACGUAAUUUUUCAUCAGCUCUUUUGAAGAAUUUUGGAUGAGUCUCAAGCCCCACAGCAUAGUCUGUGAAUUCAGUCCUGUUGAAAUUUAUAGCAGCACUUUUUUGAGGGAAGAAAUCUGUUUGAUGAGCA